This is a messenger RNA of Candidula unifasciata, 810 nucleotides long. The record is from the annotation of a GenBank genome assembly. NCBI's taxonomy places the organism in Eukaryota, Metazoa, Mollusca, Gastropoda, Stylommatophora, Geomitridae.
AUGGACCCCAAAUUUAACCCGGAAGUUCUCAAAAUCUACUACUUUCGGUACAUGAGAGAAUACAGAGCAGUAGCUGUCUUAUGGGGUUUACUGACCAUCGUAUGGUGCAUUUUGAACGUCGUCUGCUUCAUACAACCACAGUGGAUUGGAGACACCGAGGAUUCCGACGGUUUCGGCCAUGCUGGUGUUUACGCUCACUGCUUCCCUGAGGAACCACAAUUUCACAGAUACGUGUGCAAUGGGACUUUUGGUGACUUUAAUCAGAUUCUCAACGAUCCUUUUCGGGCCAGCACGUUUUUCUGCGGCGUUGCAGCCUUACUGAUGUUGAUAUGUGUGGCUGCUCUGCUUUUGUUUUUCUGCUUCAAGAAGACUGCUGUGUUUGUGUUUUGUGGGAUACUUGAACUAAUAACUGCCGUGUUCUUGUUUUUGGCGUGUGUGAUCUACCCCGCUGGAUGGAAUGACACAGAGAUCCUUAAAAUCUGUGGCCCUAAAGCAGGACAGUACACACUUGGAGAAUGUGGCAUACGCUGGGCGUAUAUUCUAGCCAUUUUGGGAAUCUUUGACACUGGCCUUCUGGCAACACUGGCUUUUUUCCUUGCCUCCAAGAGGGCGAGGAUUGAAAUAUAUUCAACGGAUGACACUAUUGCUAAAUCCGAAAUCAACGCAUACUCAGAGACGCUCUCCAAGAAAUCGAUGCCAAUUCAACCUCAACUGAUGGUGGUCCCAGGCCAGGGGGACAUUGAUGGGUACAGUGAUAAUUACUCCAGGAUUUCAGGGAAGCCAAUGUCACGCAAUGGAUUCCAGCUCUGA